Molecule: messenger RNA, 1907 nt
Organism: Aspergillus puulaauensis
Lineage: Eukaryota; Fungi; Ascomycota; Eurotiomycetes; Eurotiales; Aspergillaceae
Exons: 5
Biological process (GO): regulation of DNA-templated transcription
Molecular function (GO): zinc ion binding; DNA-binding transcription factor activity, RNA polymerase II-specific
Source: RefSeq, a predicted model, not a curated record
AUGGUAGACGCACCACGUUUCAGGGGCUCUGGCUCUGGUAUACAAAAGCCGGGGAAGACAUCGUUAGCAUGCAACACGUGCCGUCAGCGGAAAUCACGCUGUGAUGGGCUUCGGCCGUCAUGCACCCACUGCUUUACCAUUGGCGCUGACUGCUAUUAUCGGGCUACGCCAACCAAUCUCGAAGCUGAUUUUUCUGUUUUACAACGAUUAGCAGCUGUAGAAGCUCGACUCAAUGCAUUAGAGUAUGGCCCACCUCGUCGAGAGAUUGCAAUUUCGGACCAAGUCUCACCCCAGCCGUCUGCCACCGAGAAUGGCGUGCAAAUACCGGGCUUCCACCAUGGUGCAUCUCAUAAAAUGCUGCAGUACUGGUCUCGCCUCCGGGUGCGACUGACUCUUCCGGACUUUGAAGUUUUGACAUUCUUCCAAAAGGUUGAUUCCCAGGAUCAGCGAUUCACUCGCAUCUUAAGUUCUAGUGACUGUGAAGUGAAUCCGAUUAUUCUGCCACGCAAAGUUCUGGAGCUGAAGGAGCUAGAGCACAGAGUCUUACAGCUACCUUCUUCCAUUGUCAUGAUUCUGAUGAACCCAGAAAUGUUUCCAUGGGUCUCCGUGAGCUUCAAACUUGCUGCCACGGCUGAUGCAGCAUGCAAUAUCAACGCAAUGAUCAACCUAUCAGAGCUUUCUUUGGAAGAGCUGCUAUAUUGUACUAUUGUUUGGCAACUUGACAAGGAGACGGGAAUUGUAUCAAAACCUUUAACAUCUGCGUUGUCUGAGAUGGCUUUCACUCUCGGGCUUCAGAAACUCUGGAUGCUGGAUCUGAAGGAUGAUUUAAACGCGAUAUCGAUGAAGCUGAUUAUUGCAUCGCUUUUUCUUCAUCUUUGGGCAAGCCACUCACGUUCCUUGGCUAUUUUGCGCGCCAUUGACCCGGCUAUAUGUAGAUAUCUGAGCCAGUAUGGGAAACAGAAAACCCAGUCAGCUGCCAUAAUCAACCAAGUGUAUUACUUGCUCCAAAGUGAUAUUUUGAACGAGGUCGAUGGGAGUCCAUCUCCUCGCUUGCCUAUAAUUGAUGUCAACCUGUUCCUCAACCCUAAUCCUGAGGCUGCCCAGAGAUUAUCGAUAGGUAAUCACAGUUUCCAAGAUAGCGAAGGGGUCUCUGGGGUGUAUGAGAGGUGCCAACAAAAGCAUCAGUCACGCAUCCACGAUUUCGAGAGACUAGUAUGGCUACGAGCGACGUUGAACGCAAUACUGCAAAGCCUUUACACCACCGAGCAGGCGUACUGUCGCCCGGAGGAGGCAGGCUCAGUCAUUACUAAAUAUCGAUUGAAGCUGGAUCUGUGGUUACAAUCUUUGCCAGCCGAGUAUCGUUGCCUUGCAGAUGCGAGUAACUUCGAUUCAAUACCAGCCUAUUCAGAUCCCCUGCAGAGAGAAAUUACGAUGAGAUAUCAUGCUUGUAUAAUGAUUCUCAACCGCCCAAUCCUUUACUUUGUUCUUUACCAGGGGUUCGAAGGUUCUGCAUCAGCCGAAGGCACGUCCAUGGGAGCCCAACGCGACCCAUGGGUAUUGCAUGCUUGUUUGGAAUGCGCCAAAAGUGCUCGAUCAAUAAUAUCCAUUGUGGCAGAAAUGGCCUCGCAGAUUGGGAACCACCCAACGGCAAUGAGUCCAGGCUGGUAUGCAUGUCAGCUCGUGGUCGGGUCAUACGCGGUUUUGCUUUCACUUCAGAUUUCUCCCUCUUUAUUCUCCACGAUGCCAUUACUCACGAAGAUAGAUAGAGCCUUAGAUCAGGCUGAAGAUAUUCUGGUCCAAGCCAGCAAGAGCUCACUUGUGUUUCAAACCUUUUUGAAGGCUUUGCGCAAUAUCAGAUAUAAUCAUAACUCACAGAUAUCAUCACUUGAAUGGAGUAUAAGGGACCG